GCUACAAGAGGGGCGGGAGCGGCGGGGGCUGGACCGCGGCCCCUCCGGUACCGGCAGCGGCUCCGCGCCCCGCCCGGCCCCGCCGAGCCGCCGCCGCACCGCAGGGGCAGCCAUGGGCAAGCACAGCAGCAAGCUGGCCCCGGAGAUGCUGGAUGACCUGGUGAGGAGCACGGAGUUCAGCGAGCAGGAGCUGAAGCAGUGGUACAAGGGCUUCCUCAAGGACUGCCCCACCGGCAUCCUCAACCUGGAGGAGUUCCAGCAGCUUUACAUCAAGUUUUUCCCCUACGGCGACGCCUCCAAGUUUGCCCAGCACGCCUUCCGCACCUUCGACAAGAACGGGGACGGCACCAUCGACUUCAGGGAGUUCAUCUGUGCCCUGUCUGUCACCUCCAGGGGCACCUUUGAGCAGAAACUCAACUGGGCCUUCGAGAUGUACGACCUGGACGGCGACGGGAAGAUCACGCGCCUGGAGAUGCUGGAGAUCAUUGAGGCCAUUUACAAGAUGGUGGGGACUGUGAUCAUGAUGAGGAUGAACCAAGACGGGCUGACACCCCAGCAGCGAGUGGACAAGAUCUUCACAAAGAUGGACAAGGACAAGGAUGACCAGAUCUCCCUGGAGGAGUUCAAGGAGGCCGCCAAGAGCGACCCCUCCAUCGUCCUGCUCCUGCAGUGUGACAUGCAGAAAUAGAGCCCUGCCACCCAGGGCUGGACUGGCUGCAGCCAAACUCUGCCCCCUGUGCUGGUUUCAAUCCCCGUUUUUUUCCCCCAUUUGGCCCCAGGCAUGAGCCACAUUCCAUUCCUCCUGCUGCCCCUGCUCUGGCUGCAUCCUGGGCAGCCCACCUUGCACACCCUCGAGCUCAGAGCCUGCUCUGAGUGCUGCCAGCCCUCUCCCACCCUGGGGAUGGAUGCCCUGCAGCCACUGGUGUGUCCUGGCUGAGCAGGGCCAGCUGCUCCCACGUCCCUGCUGCUUUCUCCCUGCUUGCCCCAUUCCCUGAUCCUCGCUGAGAUCAACUGUGUCCCCCUUCUGCUGCUUUCCCCCCACUUCAUGGCUUGUGAUGUCUCCAGGGAGGCUGAAAAGUCCCAAGUCCUGCUCCUGGUUCCUCCUUCACUGGCAAUCCCCUGGAAGGCUGCCUGGAGAGGUCAGGGCGGGGUUUUGCACCAGCUUGAGCUCUUCCACCUCUGUUUUUCCUGCUGGGAACAGCCAGGCUUGGUCAGGACACUCUAGCAGAGAACAGAAGUGUCCAAAGCCAGCCCAGGAUGUGGCCAGUGUCCCAUCCCAGCAGGUGGGUGAUGUCCCCAGCUGCCCUGGGCGCUCUGUGGCAUUUCUGACCCUCCUGGAUGUUGAGGUGAGGCUUUCAAUCCCCAGCUGGAGGCAGGGUCAGGAGGGUGGGUGUGGAAGGCAGGUCCUGGUGCUGCUCCUGGGUGUGUGGCACUGCUGUGGGGACAGCUGGGUGCGGGAUGGGGGCUGUGGGGAGGUGUGGAUGGGUCCUGUCCCUGCUGAGCCUCCUGGCAAAGCUCUGAGACCACAAGAAACAAAUCUAUCUCCUUCCUCCCCCCUCCCAGCCUGCUGCAUCACCCCUCCUGUCCCAGGCUGGUGUUUAGUCUGCACGUUGUGGUGUUGGUGGCUGUGGUGUCUGUUAGGAGAUGGUGAAGUCGUCACUUAUUUUUUUAAUGGAAAAAUAAACUGUCCCCCCGUG
Molecule: messenger RNA, 1697 nt
Organism: Taeniopygia guttata (zebra finch)
Lineage: Eukaryota; Metazoa; Chordata; Aves; Passeriformes; Estrildidae
Gene: HPCAL4
Product: hippocalcin like 4
Molecular function (GO): calcium ion binding
Source: RefSeq, a predicted model, not a curated record